Messenger RNA from Salmo salar (Atlantic salmon), 5630 nucleotides. NCBI's taxonomy places the organism in Eukaryota, Metazoa, Chordata, Actinopteri, Salmoniformes, Salmonidae. The record is from RefSeq and is a predicted model, not a curated record.
GGCUCUGACAGUAUUCCAGACAAAAUGGCGGAUGUUGUUGUUUUGCCGCAGGGUCAGUGCUAAUCGGAGUUCGCCUUUUCACCGAUUUACUGCAAGAAAAGACAGAAAUCAUAUCGUUGGCGACAACCUUCAUCGUUGUAAGGGUUUGCGAGGUGGACUGUAAUGAAAGGCAAAGAAAGGUCGCCGAUUAAAAAGCGCUCUCGGGCUUUGGAUGAUAUCCGAGACAGGGGAGGAGGCCAUCCGCCCAGCAAGAAAAUGGGGGCUAUCUCAGUUUCCAGCGGGAGCAAUAAUGGAAAUACCUCGACUAAAAGUGACGCAGGAUCUACAAGAAGGAGUUUGUUGGGCGAAAAGAGAGACAGGGAUUUUGACGGGCAUGUUUCCAGUCGAUCCGGCGUGAGUAACCAUAGUUAUCCCGGUGCUGUUGCUAUCGGUAAGAACCACAACCUGGGCUUGACUCUCGAUUUAGCCACAGCAAGGACUAGUAAUUCGCGUGGCGAGCGUGCUCUGCCUCCCCCCAACAACAACGAAAGUGAGUACAAAACUCUUAAAAUCAGUGAAUUGGGAACUCAGUUGAGCGACGAAGAUAUCGAAGACGGACUUUUCCACGAAUUCAAAAAAUUUGGGGACGUGAGUGUCAAAAUAAGCCGCAGCAACGACGAGAGAAUCGCGUUUGUCAACUUCAGAAAGCCUGAGGAUGCCAGAGCAGCUAAACACGCCCGGGGCAGGUUAGUACUUUACGACCGUCCUCUGAAAAUCGACGCAGUGUACAUCAACAGACGGAGAAGUCGCUCUCCAGUUGAGAGAGUUGACAGAGACCCCUAUGUUGGAGCCCCAGGGCACAGACACCUUCAUACCCAGAGACCCCUCUCCCCAUCAGGGCUUGGAUACAGAGACUACAGACUACAGCAGCUGGCCCUUGGGCGCCUCCCUCCUCCCCCACUUCCCCCUUUGCCCAGAGACCUAGAACGGGAGAGGGAGUUUGCCCUGUUUGAAGCCAGGUCGCGCCCAGGUCCAGCUUUCAUUGCAGAGAGAGCUGCUGCUUUCCGCGAGGAGGAUUUUAUCUCUCCCGAGGAUGACCAAAGAGCUAACAGAACGCUGUUUCUGGGCAACUUGGACAUCACAGUCACAGAGACGGACCUGAGAAGGGCGUUUGACAGGUUUGGGGUGAUAACAGAGGUGGAUAUAAAGCCCACACGGGGACAGACCAGCACAUACGGAUUUCUGAAGUUUGAGAACCUAGACAUGGCCCAUCGUGCCAAACUCACCAUGUCUGGGAAGAUAGUGGGCCGUAACCCUAUAAAGAUUGGCUAUGGUAAGGCCACCCCCACCACACGCCUAUGGGUGGGCGGGCUCGGACCCUGGGUCCCCCUAGCAGCAUUGGCCAGAGAGUUUGACCGCUUUGGUACAAUAAGGACCAUUGACUACAGAAAGGGGGACACCUGGGCUUAUAUACAGUAUGAGAGCCUUGACGCUGCUCAGGCUGCGUGCACUCACAUGCGUGGCUUCCCUCUGGGGGGGCCCGAGAGGAGACUCAGGGUGGACUUUGCAGACACCGAGCACCACUACCAGCAGCAGUUCCUUCAGCCUCUUCCUCUACCCCCCUUCGACAUGGUGGCAGAGGCUUUCAUCCACCGAGCCACAGCUGAGCCCCUGAGGGACAGAGAAAGGACCCCACCGCCGCUCCACUUCAGAGAAAGAGAUCUGGGCUUCCCCGGGGCUGAGUGGCCCCCUAACCCGGCUAUGCGUGAACGAGUACGUCCCGGGGUCUUUGAGCUGCCGGACCACCUGCAGCGGGACCGGCGGCCGGGGGGGAGGGAGCCCUGGUCUCUGGAGCGUGAGCUGGUGGGGCGCGGCGGCGACCCGGGACGGAAACGACGCCUCAUGGACGACGGUCGCCAUCUUGAUGUCUCUCCUGACAGCACUGAUCGCACGGCACGCCGGCGCAGAGGUGGCCCAUCCCCAGAUGGUAGCCCUGACGGAGGCCGCUUCAGUGACUCAGAGCGCCCCCCUCGCGACGACAGACCCUCCCCUGGACGAGACCGCCGCCCCAGUCUGGAGCGUCCUGGCGGAGGGGACAGGAGAUUGAAGAACCAGGGGAAUCUCGCCGAGAGAGGGGCCUCCAGCAGUGGCCUCGCAUCUUCAACAGGGGAGCGGAAACGUAAAGCCGGCGACAGCAGCAGCAGAGGACCCGGAGCUAAGAGGGAUCGCUCCUCAGACCAGGGCGGCUCUAAAGGCAGUCAGUCAUCCAAGCUGAGCCUGGCCUGGCACGGCAUGCUCCUCCUGAAGAACAGCAACUUCCCCGCCAACAUGCACCUUCUGGAGGGUCACCAGGGCGUGGCCAAGGACCUCCUCGUUGACGGCCCCACGGGGAGACAGGUGGGCGAACUCAAGAUCACCCAGCGUCUCCGCCUCGACCAGCCCAAGCUGGACGAGGUCUCCAGACGCAUCAAAGCGGCCGGCCCAGGCGGCUACGCUGUCCUCCUGGCGGUUCCGGGUUCCGGUGGCGAGGAGGUGUCGUCGACGGACCCGGCAGCUUCCACCCAGCGUCCUCUCCGCAAUCUGGUGUCCUACCUGAAACAGAAGCAGGCAGCCGGAGUCAUCAGCCUGCCGGUUGGAGGCAGCCGGGAUAAGGACCACCAGGGUGUUCUCCACGCGUUCCCUCCCUGUGAGUUCUCACAGCAGUUCAUUGAUGCCUCGGCUAAAGCUCUGGCCAAAACGGACGAGGACUAUCUGGUGAUGGUCGUGGUGCGAGGUCCAUCAUAACUACAAUCAGAGAGAGGAAGCAGGACAUCAGUGAUAUUGUACAAAAGAAAAAAAGAUGUCAGUAACUACUGUUGCAUGCUGUGUGUUGAGUUCUGCUCCAUGGGGUACUACUAUAGAGUAGGGGUAUGAUGGGGUACUACUAUAGAGUAGGGGUAUUAUUGGGUACUACUACAGUAGGGGUAUGAUGGGGUACUACUAGACUAGGGGUAUGAUGGGGUACUACUAGAUGGGGUACAACUAGAGUAGGGGUAUGAUGGGGGCAUAGGCUAUUUCACUAUUUGUUCCACCAAAAUAAAUAUGAAAUGCCCUCUUGAAAGUCAACAAAUGUGUAGGCAAAUUGUGCAACCCUGUUUUAUUAAGGGUGUGCUCAUUUCCAGCCAGUAUUAUAGAAGGGGGACAUUCUAGAAAUACAAUCUAACUUGAAAUGAGGUAAAAUGGCACCCUUUUUCAUUUAGGAAAACUUGAAUCAUCCGCUGUGUGUGAGAAGACUCCAUUCCAACAUUUGGUCCACUGUUAGUGUUCCACUGAUCGUAUUAAAUACAGCGCCUUCAGAAGUAUUUAUACCCCUUGACUUAUUCCACAUUUUCUUGUGUUACAGCCUGAAUUUAAAAUGGAUUUAAAAAAAAAUGCUCUCCCAUCUACACACAAUACCCCACAAAGUGAAAACAUGUUUUUAGAAAUUUUGCCAAAUUUAUUGAAAAUUAAAUACAGAAUGAUCUCAUUUACAUAAGUAUUCACACCCCUUAGUCAAUACUUUGUUUCUAAGUACCUUUGGCAGCAAUUACAGCUGUUAGUCUUUCUGGGGUUAGUGUCUAAGAGCUUUCCACUCCAUUUAUUACACUUUCUUUUCUCGCUGUCAGUUAGGUUAGUAUUGUGGAGUAACUACUAUGUUGUUGAUCCAUCCUCUGUCAUUAAAACAUCAUGCUAAACACUAUUAUUGCACACAGAGUGAGUCCAUGCAACAUAUUAUGUGACUUGUUAAGCACAUUUUUACUCAUGAACAUAUUUAGGCUUGCCAUAACAAAGGGGUUGAAUACUUAUUGAAUCACAACAUUUCAGAUUUUCAUUUUUAAUUCAUUUGUAAAAAUGUUUAUAAAAAACAACAUAUUUCCACUUUGCCAUUAUGGGGUAUUGUGUGUAGGCCAGUGACACAUCUCAAUGUAAUCCAUUUUAAAUUCAGGCUGUAACACAACAAAAUGUGGAAAAAGUCAAUGAGUGUGACUACUUUCUGAAGGCUCUGUAAAUUAAUGACGCUGCUUUGUGCUUCAUUACAAUCAUUUUGUGUCAUUUACAGUUAAUUAUAUAUUUUUCACCUCAAGGCCCUUUCUAAAAGUCCUGAAUUAUGAAGCCUUUAUUUUAAAUGUCACAUUUUGAGAAAGAUACCAUCAGAUCUGUUUGACAACUUUGGUAUGGUGAGGAUAUAAAUCAUAUUUCAAUUUCUCACCAAAAAAAAGUAUUGGGGACAAUUGUGUUGGGAUAUGUCAUUACUUGACAAAAUUGACUUCCUGUCUUUCUGUAAUACAUGGAAAUGGUUCAAACCUAGGAAUCAAAUGUCCCUAUGCACAGUAGGCUAUCUGGUGUUAGGUUACACCUGGUGUUUCAGCCUGUAUAACUGGUUAGGUUACACCUGGUGUUUCAGCCUGUAUAACUGGUUAGGUUACACCUGGUGUUUCAGCCUGUAUAACUGUGCCCACAUUUCUAUGGUUAAGGAAUGGUUCAUGACACUACAAAAUGGGUAGAGACAAUGGGGUUUAGUUGCUGAGUGUAAACUCAACCUAACUUGUCUGUGGUGUGAAUAUAGUGUAUUCAAUUGGUUUCCAAAUGUGUUUUAAUGUUUAAGCUACUCACCAGUAAUACUUGGGCGUAUUGAGAGGCUGAAUGAGGAAUAGAGGUGAUUUUUUUGCCCAGCUAAUAUACUGUAGGAUGGGCCCAUCAAUGCAAUGACGCAACAAACACAUAGCCCACUAAGAGAGAUGCUAAGGGUAGAUUUUAUUGUGUACAUUUUCUUUAGCACCACCUGACCCUUGGUAGUAACUUGUGACCUAUAACCUUUGACCUAUAAUGUGUGGUAAAAUUACACUAGAGAUAAAAACAAAUUUAUGCUUUUGUUGUUGUUGACCUCUGUUGGUCCGCUUUCAUUCAAUUAAUAUACCAAUGUUUGUUGCCAAGUUUGUCUGAAUUUGACAGUAUUUUAUUGGUAAUCAUUGCUAACAAAUGAUUUACGGUAAUCCUAAUAAUCAAUAAGUUAAAAGGUAUUCAACAUUUGGAGAAACUGAUCAUUUAAGUUUUUUGGGGGGGAGAAAAACUUAAAUUGUAAGUUGUAGUGCUAUUAUUUUGUAGUAUUUUUAAACCGCAAUGCGUCAGCAGAAAACAGCUAGAUUUGUCAGACUUAAUAGCCUGCUGUUGGUAACAUUUUAUGGCUGUUUUCUUUUUUUCAUUUUUUUUAAAAAAACUAAACUGAGUUGUAGUUUUAAGAUGUUUUAAGAUGAGGUUGGUCUGGUUUAUCUGUUUGAAAAAUUGUAUGAGAAAAAAAAUCUGUAUUUGUCUCAAAGUUCACUGCCUCAACUGAGGACUUCCUAUGGCUCAAACCUCACAGGAAACUCUGAAGAGAAGGAAACUACUUAGAAUUUGUGUGUUUUCACUGAGAAAGCAGCUUUUAAGUUGUCUUCUUUUGUGUUCUGUUUUAAGUGGAGUAAUAUGACCAUCUUGCUUUGUGCUGUGUACCUGGUUUCAUUGGGAAGACAAGAAAAGGAAAAAAUCCUCUUCCCACACUGCGCUUACUGCCAAGCUGUUUAACACACAGAGACAAAGUGCAUUUAUGCACUUAUUUGUCCUCCGAAUAUCAAUAAAUGUUCAUUUGAUGGAAA